Drosophila bipectinata is the source of this 1278-nucleotide messenger RNA. RefSeq lists its product as uncharacterized. The record is from RefSeq and is a predicted model, not a curated record. NCBI's taxonomy places the organism in Eukaryota, Metazoa, Arthropoda, Insecta, Diptera, Drosophilidae.
CACUAAAAAAUGUCUGAGAACGCAGAUGCGGAGCAUUUCAAUGAAGAUGAGCUGGUGGCGCCAAGUUGGUUAAACACCGAGUUUAUAGAAGGGGUCUUGAGAUCGUAUGAAAAGGCCCCAGAACUAAAAGUGACUGACCUGAGGAUCACCCCAGCGAGUGCUCAAGGCGAUCACUAUGCCAGCGUAAUGUUUCGGACUACGGCGGAGUAUACCACCUCUAAGGGAAAGUUCACCAAGCCCCUGAUACUAAAGACUAUGCCCGAUCAGGAGGGGCACAAGAAGGACAUGCUGAGUAACUCGCAUUUGUUUUCCACGGAAAUCGGGAUGUAUUCCAAGGUGCUUCCGGAGUUUGAGAGGAUUCUCAGAGAAGCGGGCGAUCGCACCAAGUUGUACGUGCCUUGUGUGUACCACAGCUUGGAGCCACGUCAGGUACUAAUAUUCGAGGAUCUAGUGCCUCAGGGAUAUGCCGUCAUUCGGGACCGUCCGGUGACCCCAGAAGAACAAAAAGCCGUAUACACCAAGUUGGCCAAGUUUCAUGCUGUAAGCAUGAAGGUUAUUAAUGAGCAACCGGAUUUUCUAAGAGACUUCCAAUACGGCUUGAUCGAGAUGCCCACCAUGAUGAACGACCCUAUGGUGACCACAGGCAUGGAAAACUUUGUUGAAAUGCUGUCUGUUGAACCUGAGCUUACAAAAUACAAGACGUUCUUCAGUAAAAUCCAGGAUUCCUACCUGUCCCGGAUGGCUGAAGUGAUGCAGGAGUUUCGUAAGAAUCGGCGGCCCGAUGGUCACUACGUUCUAAGUCAUGGAGAUUUCCACCUCCGGAAUAUGAUGUUCAAGAGCAAUACAAGCUCGGGGGCAUUCGAGGAUGUCAUGUUUGUGGACUUCCAGAUCUCCAACCUAUGUCCGUCAUCAGUCGACCUCAUAUACUCAAUCUACAUGCUGCUGGAGCCCGAACAGCGUUGUGAACUUGGAAAGGAUGUGAUAAACUAUUACUUCUCCGUUUUGGUCGAUACCUUGAAGAAAAUUGGAUAUAAAGGGCAGUUUCCUACUCAGGACGGUCUAUGGCAGGGAAUUCAUCGCCACAAAUACUAUGACUUUUUCCUAAUGAGCACUUUUAUGCCAAUGAUCCUGGCGAUCAAAUCAAAUACUUUUAAGAUAGCCGACCUAAUCCAGAACACCGAUAUUAGAAAGAAAGUGUAUUUGUUAGACGGUUAUCAGGAAGAAAUCAAGAAGCUGUUACCGAAAUUCGAGGAGCUGGGUUACUUCAACGAUUUUUAG